AAAAUGUCGAGAUUGGACAGAUUGGUGAUUUUAUUAGAGACUGGCUCUACCCAGUUUAUCCGAAGCACCGCUGCUGACCAGUUGUCUGAUUUGGCCAAGGGCCACCCAGAAGAGACCUUGAAUCUUUUGGGUAGAGUAUACCCAUUCUUAAAGAGUCCGAAAUGGGAAACAAGAGUGGCAGCUGCUAGGGCCUUCGGAAACAUAGUAAACCAUUCCCGUGUAUGGGACCCCAAUAAUGAGCAUGAUGAUGAUUCUAAUGAUAAUGACAAUAACGAUAAUGAUACCAAAAAUGGCACUUCCACCAUUAAGGAAGACCCUGAUGUCGACAUGGAAACCGAAGGUGUCGACGGUGAAAUCAAAAUCAAGUCGGAUCCGGAUGCAGAGUUCAAGCGUGAACAAGAUGAGGAGUUGAAGAAAAUGGAUGACAAUUUAUCUUCUCUCGUUACAUUUGAAAGUUGGGAUUUGAUUGAAAUCUUGAAAAGUAACCGAAAAUUGUUAGCAUCCAGCAUCAACGAAAUAGACACUUCCAACGUGAAUGAAGCAGAGGACGAGGUAUCGUUACUUUCAAAGUUCAAAAGACACAAAAAUAAUAACUCCAUUAAGAUUGAACCUGAAAAAGAAGCAUCCAAAGAACAGGCCGCCAAAGCCUUGGCUGCAAAUGCCAGAUUGAAGGCUUUACAAAAGAGAAGAGCCAAAGUCAAUGCCAAGUCUGGAAUAAACAGAACCAAACCAAUAGAUUUAAGUCAGAGUUCCAUUUCCAAGCAGAUGAUGUCGGAUCCAAACGCUAUAAACACCAACAUAAAGCAAGAGGUUCCUCAAUUCGACUUGACUUCUCAACAAGGUGGUGAGAAGUUGGUGAUGGAAACCAAAGCCGAAUUAUCACCCAUUUUGAGCCAGCAUGCCAAGGUGGCCGGCUUGGUGUGGCAGUUUCAAGGGGUUUAUGAAUUGUUGGUGGAUGAUUUGUUUGACGAUAGAUGGGAGAUUAGACAUGGUGCAUGUCUUGGACUAAGAGAAUUGAUAAAGAAGCAUGGGAAAUCGGCUGGUAGGAUCAAGUCCAAGUCGUUGGAAGAGAACAUCAAAAACAACGAUGCUACAUUGGAGGAUUUGGCUGUAAGGUUGUGUACCUUAUUCGCUCUUGACCGAUUUGGGGACUACGUUUCAGAUUCUGUGGUGGCCCCGGUUCGUGAAUCAGGAGCUCAAGCCUUAGCUGCAUUGUUGAUUCACCUAGAAAUAGAUCCGUUGAUCAAAACCUUUGAUGCUUUGCACAGACUAAUUCUUCAAGAAGGAUACUUUCCUAAAUGCUGGGAAGCCAAGCACGGGGGGAUGUUAGGGUUAAGGUACUUUGUAAGUGUCAGAACAAGCGUUUUAACCGAAAAACCAGAGCUUUUGAACGAUACGGUGUCAAUGGUGUUACAUGGUUUACAAGAAAGCGACGAUGAUGUUCAGUCUGUGGCUGCGUUGACAUUAGCGCCUAUUGCCAGUGACUUCAUUAAGCAUAAACGAGAAUUGAUCCUGGUGUUGUUGAAGACCAUUUGGGAUUGUCUCGUAAACUUGAGAGACGACCUCUCUGCGUCUAUUGGUUCAGUCAUGGACUUAUUGUCAAAGCUUUGUACCCAUCAAGAAGUCAUUGAAAUCAUGGAAAAACAGGCUGCCAAGGACCAAAGUUCUUCAUUUGAGAGCUUGGUUCCCCGAUUGUUUCCUUUUUUAAGACACUCUAUCGUGAAUGUUCGAAAAGCAGUCUUGAGGACUAUUCUUGAAUUCUUAUCCAUUGAUAAUGCUGCCACAAAACACUGGAUAAAUUCCAAAGCUCUUAGGCUCAUCUUUCAGAACCUUUUGGUCGAACAAAAUGAAGAAGUCUUGAACUUGUCGCAGAAGGUGUAUACGAGGCUCAUUGAAGAAAUCAAUGUUAACGAGUUUUUGAAUGCUGAAGAAUUAUUUUCAUCUAACCAUGGCCCAUUAUUAUUCUUGACCAUGACACCAAUAGGAUUGGCCAGGCACAACUAUCAGAUGAACACCAAUCUCAUCAUGAGACCAUCCGGGAAGAUGGUUUCAAACGAUGGCAGAAAACGUAAAAACUCUGAGUCAAAGGCCAAGAGUGAUAUUCCGUAUUUGGAUGAAUUGAAGGUCAAUAUUGACUCUCAUAUUUUCAAAGGUGAUAUUUUGUUGUUGGGAGUUGAUGUUUUCAUAAGAACAAGAGCAGCUGCUUCCAAGGCUUUCGGUCAAACCUUGGCAUCUAUAAAAGAUGAAAAGUUGCUCAUAACAGUACUAGACUCUUUGAGCAAUUACUUCAAAUCAAAACACUCCUCCCCAAGAUUGCUCUCAAGCGUUAUUCUCGAGGAAUAUGCUAAGAGCUUGAAACAACAGAAUUUGCCGAUUCCUGAUCAAGUCAAAGAGAAAUUCUUACCUAACUUGAUUGGAGUGUUGGCCGAGCCUGCGUUCCCCAGCUUACCUCAUUUCAGGGAACUAGUACCCACUUUAAAAGCCUUGCGAACAAGCUGCAUACACCUCUUUGAUAUCUUCAUUAACAUGGCCAAGAUAUCUCCUAACAAGAUUCCUCAAUUGCCUGUGGUGGUCCAGGGGGAACUGGAAGCUGGUCCAAAUGCCUUCUCGAUAGAACAAGCUCAGAAAUUGAUAGACGAAACUUAUCCUAAGUUGAUCAAGACUCUUUCACCAACCUACAAAAUGGCUUCGAUCAAUGCUCUAGAAGAUGCCAGGCAUAGAAUCACUUUAGCUAUUGAUGAUGUUCUGCUGGCAAGAUUAUCUAGAAUAACAAGCAUAUUGGCCGCUUAUGCUGCUGCCGUGUUGGCCGUGGAUGGGGUUCCAAAGAAGUUGAACCCCAUCAUUAGAUCAUUGAUGGACAGCGUGAAACAAGAAGAAUCGGCACUUCUCCAAAAGAGGUCAGCUGAAGCAGUUUCCCAUCUUAUCCAAGAAUUGAACAACGUAGGAAAGAAGGGUGCAGCAGAUAAAAUCACCAAGAAUCUCUGUGGAUUCUUGUGUGUGGAUACUUCAGAAGUGCCCGAAUAUCAUCACAACGCAGAGUUCAAAGAUAUCGUACUUUCUUUAAAGAAAGAAGAAGCAAAAACAGAUCCAGUUGAUAUUGCCCAACACGAAAAGGCGGUUCACGAAGCCAGAAUCAAGAGAAAUGGUGCUUUAUUGUCUUUUGAUGCUUUGUUGGACGUUUACCAAGAUACUCUUUUUGAGAACCUUCCAAAAUUGAAAGAGUUGAUUAUUGAACCAUUGAAGUUGUUGCAACAUGCUGAUGACGAGGAGUUCCAAAAGGACGAGUUGAAGGGACAAAGUAUCAUUGAUGCUUUGGGUAUAUUAAGGGCUUUGUUGCCCAAAUUGCACAAAUCUUUACACAAGACUAUUACCGACAACUUGCCACUUCUAUUACCAGGUUUCACGUCGGAACUUUCGGUUUUCCGUUAUUCAACUGCAAAAUGUUUUGCAACCAUUUCGUAUGUUUGUCAAGUACCAGCUUUCACGUUUUUGGUGAAAUCUAUUUUGCCUUUACUCAAUAAUUCUGGAACUAUCAAGGAAAGACAGGGGGCUAUUGAAACAGUGUACCACUUGUCUACCACCAUGGGAUCUGAUAUUCUUCCUUACGUUGUGUUUUUGAUUGUUCCAGUAUUGGGAAGAAUGAGUGACUCCAAUCCCGAUGUCCGUGUUUUAGCUACCACCACAUUUGCGUCUAUCAUCAAGUUGGUGCCAUUAGAAGCUGGUAUUCCUGAUCCAGAAGAUAUGCCUAAAGACUUGUUGGAGGGAAGGGACAGAGAAAGAGAGUUCAUCCAACAAAUGUUAGAUCCAACCAAAAUCAAGUCGUUUGAUUUGCCUGUUUCUAUCAAAGCUACAUUGAGAAAGUAUCAACAGGAUGGUGUUAACUGGCUUCAUUUCUUGAACAAGUACCACUUACACGGUAUUUUGUGUGAUGAUAUGGGAUUGGGUAAGACUUUACAAACCAUUUGUAUCGUUUCAUCAGACCAUUACAUCAGGGAUGAAAAGUUUAAGGAGACCCAAUCACGGGAGUUCAGAAAGUUGCCUUCUUUAGUGGUGUGUCCUCCUUCUGUUACGGGCCAUUGGGAACAAGAGUUGAAUCAAUAUUCUCCAUUUUUGAAAGUGAUGGUAUACGCCGGUGGACCCUCAGCCAGACAAGGACUUCGUGCGCAGUUUAUGGACAACGAUGUCAUUGUCACUUCUUACGAUGUUUGUCGUAAUGAUGUGGAGUUUUUGAAUGAACAUGAUUACAAUUAUUGUGUUUUGGACGAAGGUCAUAUCAUCAAAAACUCUGCGUCCAAGUUGACCAAGUCAGUCAAGAGAAUUAAUGCUGAGCAUAGACUUAUUUUGUCUGGUACUCCAAUCCAGAACAAUGUUUUGGAAUUAUGGUCUUUGUUUGACUUUUUAAUGCCUGGGUUCUUAGGAACCGAAAAGGUAUUCAAUGAAAAGUUUGCCAAACCAAUUGCUGCCAGUAGAAAUAGCAAAACUUCCUCCAAGGAACAGGAGGCUGGAGCGUUGGCGUUGGAAUCUUUGCACAAACAGGUUUUGCCAUUCAUGUUGCGUCGUUUGAAAGAAGAUGUUUUGUCAGACUUGCCUCCCAAGAUUAUUCAAGAUUACUAUUGUGAAUUGAGUAGUCUUCAAAAGGAGUUGUACAAAGACUUUGCUGUCAAGCAGAAGUCAACCAUCGAACAGGAUAUUAAAGAUGGUAUCAUGGACGAAGAGAACAACAACAAAACACAUGUUUUCCAGGCUUUGCAAUAUAUGCGAAAGCUUUGCAAUCACCCUGCUUUGGUUUUGUCUCCAAAUCACCCCAAGUACAAUAAAAUCAUGGUUGAUUUGAACAAUAAGAAACAGGAUUUGAGGAGCAUUGAGCACUCGCCAAAGUUGUUAUCAUUGAAAACAUUAUUGUUGGAGUGUGGCAUUGGUUCCAGUGAUAGUGACUACCACUCCAAGAGCUAUAGAGAAAAGCAGAAGCAGAAUCAACUUCUUUCUGCCGAAGGAGUUAUUUCCGAGCACAGAGCGUUGAUAUUCUGUCAGUUGAAGGAUAUGCUUGAUAUUGUUGAAGAACAGCUUUUGAAGAAGGUCCUUCCUUCGGUCACCUACAUGAGAUUGGAUGGUUCUACCGACCCAAGAGACAGACAAAAAAUUGUUAGGAAGUUCAAUGAAGAUCCCUCAAUAGAUGUGCUUUUAUUAACCACCAAAGUAGGUGGUUUGGGAUUGAACUUGACGGGUGCCGACACGGUUAUAUUUGUGGAGCACGACUGGAACCCCAUGAAUGACUUACAGGCCAUGGAUAGAGCUCAUAGACUUGGUCAGAAAAAGGUUGUGAAUGUGUACCGGUUGAUCACCCAAAACACCUUGGAGGAGAAGAUCAUGGGAUUACAGAAGUUCAAAAUGAACAUUGCAUCAACCAUUGUCAACCAACAGAAUGUGGGAUUAUCAUCCAUGGACACCAACCAAUUGUUGGACUUGUUUGAUGUGGAAGACAAUGGUAAUAAGAUUGAACCAGUGGAAGAAGAGAAGAAAGAGAUCCCAGAUGAUGUUUCCGGUGGGCUUUCAGGAAAGGCUGCCGACGCCGUGGGCGAGUUGGGCGAAUUGUGGGAUGAAGCCCAGUACGAAGAGGAGUACAAUUUGGAUAACUUUAUCAAAACUCUUAAGUAAAUAUAGGAUUAUAGACAGAUGCCGCAAACGAGAUGAGAAAGUCUGCGAAUAAAAUUUUCAAACUAC
Yamadazyma tenuis ATCC 10573 is the source of this 5721-nucleotide messenger RNA. Lineage: Eukaryota; Fungi; Ascomycota; Pichiomycetes; Serinales; Debaryomycetaceae. The record is from RefSeq and is a predicted model, not a curated record.